Molecule: messenger RNA, 1854 nt
Organism: Acinonyx jubatus (cheetah)
Lineage: Eukaryota; Metazoa; Chordata; Mammalia; Carnivora; Felidae
Gene: GABRD
Product: gamma-aminobutyric acid type A receptor subunit delta
Exons: 9
Coding region: 551-1837 (428 amino acids)
Biological process (GO): signal transduction; nervous system process; regulation of membrane potential
Cellular component (GO): membrane; neuron projection; GABA-A receptor complex
Molecular function (GO): GABA-A receptor activity; extracellular ligand-gated monoatomic ion channel activity; neurotransmitter receptor activity
Source: RefSeq, a predicted model, not a curated record
AGGUGUUUGAGAACCCACCUGUGAGUGCAGCGUCAUUACAGAUAACACAAGAGAGUCAUUCUUGAAUGCCCUCCUGAAUGCCCCCCUCACUUCCUGCCUGACUGUGGAUGGGCCUUGCCCUGUGGGCGGGAGGGGGUGGCUGUGUGACUUCCUGGGGCCUGCAGUAACAAGUGACCACAGGCUAGGGGGCUUAAUAGACAUUUAUUCCUUCCCAGCUCUGGAGGCCAGAAGCCCAAGAUCAAGUCCGAGGGCAGGGUUGGUUCCUUCCGGAGGUUCUGGGGGAGGAUCCAUUCCAUGCUUCUCUCCAGCCCUUGGUGUCCCCUGGCUUGUGGUUGCAUGUCUCUGGUCGCUGCCUCUGUUGUCACAUGUCCUUCUCCCUGUGCGUCUGCUUUCUCUUCUUACAAGGACACCACUCAUUGGAUUGAGGGCCACCCCAAUCAAGCGUGGUAUCAUCUUAACUAAUUAUAGCCCAAUUUCCAAAUAAGGUCCCAUUCUGAGGUUCUGGGUGGACGUGAGUUUUGGGUGACCCGGUUCACCCCAGGACAGAGCAAUGAAUGAUAUUGGGGACUAUGUUGGUUCCAAUCUGGAGAUAUCCUGGCUUCCCAACCUGGAUGGCUUGAUAGAGGGCUAUGCUCGCAACUUCCGGCCUGGCAUUGGAGGGCCUCCUGUGAACGUGGCCCUCGCCAUCGAGGUGGCCAGCAUCGACCACAUCUCAGAGGUGAACAUGGAAUACACCAUGACCGUGUUCCUGCACCAGAGUUGGCGGGACAGCAGGCUGGCCUACAACCACACCAACGAGACCCUGGGCCUGGACAGCCGCUUCGUGGACAAGCUGUGGCUCCCGGACACCUUCAUUGUGAAUGCCAAGUCCGCCUGGUUCCACGACGUGACCGUGGAGAACAAGCUUAUCCGGCUGCAGCCUGACGGGGUGAUCCUGUACAGCAUCCGAAUCACCUCCACGGUGGCCUGCGACAUGGACCUGGCCAAAUACCCCAUGGACGAGCAAGAGUGCAUGCUGCAUCUGGAGAGCUAUGGCUACUCAUCCGAGGACAUCGUGUACUACUGGUCUGAGAACCAGGAGCAGAUCCACGGGCUGAACAAGCUGCAGCUGGCCCAGUUCACCAUCACCAGCUACCACUUUGCCACGGAGCUCAUGAACUUCAAAUCGGCUGGUCAGUUCCCUCGGCUCAGCCUGCAUUUCCACCUCCGGAGGAAUCGGGGCGUCUACAUCAUCCAGUCCUACAUGCCCUCCAUCCUCCUAGUUGCCAUGUCCUGGGUCUCCUUCUGGAUCAGCCAGGCAGCGGUGCCCGCCAGGGUGUCUCUAGGCAUUACCACGGUGCUGACCAUGACCACGCUGAUGGUGAGUGCCCGCUCUUCCCUCCCGCGGGCCUCGGCCAUCAAGGCGCUGGACGUGUACUUCUGGAUCUGCUACGUCUUCGUGUUUGCUGCGUUGGUGGAGUAUGCCUUUGCCCACUUCAAUGCUGACUACCGGAAGAAGCAAAAGGCCAAGGUCAAGGCCACAGAGCAGAGAACAGAGAUGGACGUGAAGAAUGCCAUUGUGCUCUUCUCCUUGUCGGCCGCUGGCGUCACCCAGGAGUUGGCAGUGUCCCGCCGGCCCUGCCGCACGCCUGGGAACCUCAUGGGCACCUACAGGUGUGUGGAGAUGGAGACGGGGGAGGCCAAGAAGCGGGGCGGGCACCGCUCGGGGGGCCAGGGAGGCCUCCGUGGGCUUUUCAAGCCCAUCGACGCAGACACCAUCGACAUCUACGCCCGCGCAGUGUUCCCUGCUGCCUUCGUGGCGGUCAAUGUCGUCUACUGGGCAGCCUACACCAUGUGAGGCUGCAGGUACCUAUC